AGAGAACAAAAGCUCCAUAUUCCUCCUCUCCUUUGUUUCUAUUCGCUUCUUCUUCUUCCUCUUCCUCCUCUGCUCUUUGAUUUUGAAUCUUGAUAAGGUCUACUCAAGACGUGAAUUUGAGGCAAACCCAUUUCGAUUCACGUAUUCAAUUUGAUUAAAACCAAGGCGGGAAUCUCAAAUUCGGAUCUUCCAACUGGUGGGUCGGAAACCCCCAAUGCGGUCUACGAGAAGACCACAAGGAAGAAGAAUAAGAAUAGCCAUAAGCAACCGAACAGAGACGCAUUUGGAGCUGAGAUCGAGAAUCGGGAGAUCGGCGGAGAAUCUGAUCGGAUCUGAUGUUGGGAUUGGGAUUGUUAGGAAUUAGGGUUUUUGGAUUGGGUUACGAAAAAGGAUGCAGCUUCACGUAUCGCCUAGCAUGAGAAGCAUCACGAUUUCGAGCAGUAAUGACUUUACUACUGACUUGAUGAAGAUCAAGCUCGCAGCUCGUCACAUCUCUUCCCGAACUCUCUUCCACACCAUUUUGAUCCUCGCCUUCUUGUUGCCUUUUGUAUUCAUCCUCACCGCUCUUGUUACCCUCGAAGGUGUCAACAAGUGCUCCUCCAUUGAUUGUUUAGGGAGGCGGUUAGGUCCACGUUUCCUUGGUAGGGUAGAUGAUUCAGAGAGACUAGCUAGAGACUUUUAUAAUAUUCUAAACGAAGUAAGCACUCAAGAUAUUCCAGAUGGUUUGAAGCUUCCAGAUUCUUUUAAUCACCUUCUUUCAGAUAUGAAGAAUAACCACUAUGAUGCAAAAACAUUUGCUCUUGUCCUGCGAGCCAUGAUGGAGAAGUUUGAACGAGAUAUCAGAGAAUCUAAAUUCGCAGAACUCAUGAACAAGCACUUUGCAGCAAGUUCCAUCCCCAAAGGCAUUCACUGUCUCUCUCUGAGACUGACGGAUGAAUACUCCUCCAACGCUCACGCUCGUCGCCAACUCCCUUCACCAGAGUUUCUCCCUGUUCUUUCAGACAAUGCUUACCACCAUUAUAUUCUAGCCACGGACAAUAUUUUAGCUGCAUCAGUUGUGGUCUCAUCCGCUGUUCACUCAUCUUCAAAACCGGAGAAAAUCGUCUUCCACAUCAUCACAGACAAGAAAACCUACGCGGGUAUGCAUUCAUGGUUCGCUCUCAACUCCGUUGCACCAGCCAUUGUGGAAGUCAAAGGUGUUCAUCAGUUUGACUGGCUGACGAGAGAGAAUGUUCCGGUUCUGGAAGCUGUGGAGAGCCAUAACGGUGUUAGAAACUAUUACCAUGGGAACCAUGUCGCUGGGGCAAACCUCACUGAAACAACUCCGAGAAGAUUUGCUUCGAAGUUGCAGUCUAGAAGUCCCAAAUACAUAUCUUUGCUCAACCAUCUUAGAAUAUAUAUACCUGAGCUUUUUCCGAACUUGGACAAGGUGGUGUUCUUAGACGAUGAUAUAGUUGUCCAGAGAGACUUGGCUCCACUUUGGGAUAUUGACCUUGGUGGUAAGGUCAAUGGAGCGGUGGAAACUUGCAGGGGUGAUGAUGAAUGGGUGAUGUCAAAGCGUUUAAGGAACUACUUUAACUUCUCUCACCCUCUCAUUGCAAAGCAUUUAGAUCCUGAAGAAUGCGCUUGGGCGUAUGGUAUGAAUGUGUUUGAUCUACAAGCUUGGAGAAAGACAAGUAUCAGAGAAACGUAUCACUCUUGGCUUAGAGAGAAUCUGAAGUCGAAUCUGACAAUGUGGAAGCUUGGAACCUUACCACCUGCUCUUAUUGCGUUUAAGGGUCAUGUUCACAUACUAGACCCGUCAUGGCAUAUGCUUGGAUUAGGAUAUCAGAAGAACACCAACAUAGAGAAUGUCAGGAAAGCUGCAGUGAUCCACUACAACGGGCAGUCAAAGCCAUGGCUGGAGAUUGGUUUCGAGCAUCUCAGGCCGUUCUGGACAAAAUACGUUAACUACUCCAAUGAUUUCAUCAAGAACUGUCACAUCUUGGAGUAGCGAAAACCGAGACUUUCAGAUGAUAUUGAAGGUGCUGCAGGAGUAAAACACAGAGGGAAGGUAUUAGGAAGUGAAAGAGAGGAGACAAAACAGGAGAACUGCAGGUUUUACUCACUAUAAAGAUUCAGAAAUUUUAGUUUGCUACAUACAUAAGAUACUUGCGGCGAAGGGGGGAAGCUGCCUGGAUAAAGAGAAAGAUAUUAAAGAUUCAUUCUUUCUGUAAAAUAGAAGGUACCCUUUUUUUGAUAAUUCUUUGGAGAACCCAAUUCUUGAAUCUUUUAUAUGAUUAGAGAAAGAUUGGAACUUUUGUAUUACUUUUUUCUUUUGGGUUAUUAAGGGGUCUCAUGAUGAUCAAAAGGGGCCAGUUGUUGUUUGACAAUUGAAGAACAGUUUAUACACAUUUGCUCCACAUUUCUUAUUA
This is a messenger RNA of Brassica rapa (field mustard), 2414 nucleotides long. RefSeq names its product probable galacturonosyltransferase 14. Gene Ontology annotation, molecular function: polygalacturonate 4-alpha-galacturonosyltransferase activity. The record is from RefSeq and is a predicted model, not a curated record. Lineage: Eukaryota; Viridiplantae; Streptophyta; Magnoliopsida; Brassicales; Brassicaceae.